UUCUGCUUUCCCGGCUUCCUUGCUAACUCAUGACUGCGGAGCUACUCUUUAUCAGAAGGGAGAUUUUACAGAGUGAUUCUUUAUUUAAAGAAUAAUUUGUUUGUAACAUCACCGUUCAGUGAUGCCGGGACUCAGUUGUAGGUUUUACCAGCACCGUUUCCCGGAGGUGGAGGAUGUGGUGAUGGUGAACGUGCGUUCCAUCGCCGAGAUGGGCGCUUACGUCAGCCUGCUGGAGUACAACAACAUCGAGGGAAUGAUCCUGCUGAGUGAGCUCUCGCGCCGUCGCAUCCGUUCCAUCAACAAACUCAUCCGAAUCGGGCGCAACGAGUGUGUCGUGGUCAUCCGAGUGGACAAAGAGAAAGGAUAUAUCGACUUGUCAAAGAGAAGAGUCUCUCCAGAGGAGGCCAUUAAAUGUGAAGACAAGUUUACCAAAUCCAAAACUGUGUACAGUAUUCUGAGGCAUGUGGCGGAGGUGUUGGAGUACACCAAGGACGAGCAGUUGGAGAGUCUGUACCAGCGCACUGCCUGGGUCUUCGACGAGAAAUACAAAAAACCGGGAUAUGGUGCUUAUGAUGUGUUUAAACAAGCUGUGUCUGAUCCUUCCAUCCUGGACGGGUUGGAUCUGACGGAAGAGGAGAGGAACGUACUCAUCGACAACAUCAACAGGCGGCUCACGCCACAGGCCGUCAAAAUCAGAGCAGAUAUCGAGGUGGCGUGUUACGGAUACGAGGGCAUUGACGCUGUUAAAGACGCGCUGAGGGCUGGACUGAACUGCUCCACAGACUCCAUGCCAAUCAAGAUAAACUUAAUUGCUCCCCCACGGUAUGUGAUGACCACCACCACUCUGGAAAGGACCGAGGGUCUCUCCAUGCUUAACCAGGCCAUGGCUGUCAUUAAAGAGAAGAUUGAGGAGAAACGAGGCGUCUUCAACGUCCAGAUGGAGCCCAAAGUGGUAACUGACACGGACGAGACAGAGCUACAGCGACAGCUGGAACGUCUGGAGAGAGAGAACGCUGAGGUGGAUGGAGAUGAUGAUGCUGAGGAAAUGGAGGCCAAAACUGAAGAUUAACAAGCUCUGGGUGGGAGGAGAUGAAGCUCUAGCAGGCAGACCCUCAUAGAGGGGAUACAGAGAUAUUCAGAGUAUGAACUGUUUUUGUAUCCUAAUGUUAUGGAGUGGUUAAAUAACAGAUGUAAAAGGAAAAAAAAUGUAAAAAUUAAAAUUUAUACACAAACUAAA
Messenger RNA from Neoarius graeffei (lesser salmon catfish), 1237 nucleotides. RefSeq names its product eukaryotic translation initiation factor 2, subunit 1 alpha b (gene eif2s1b). Bases 122 to 1069 code for a protein of 315 amino acids. The transcript has 8 exons. NCBI's taxonomy places the organism in Eukaryota, Metazoa, Chordata, Actinopteri, Siluriformes, Ariidae. The record is from RefSeq and is a predicted model, not a curated record. Gene Ontology annotation, molecular function: ribosome binding; RNA binding; translation initiation factor activity. Gene Ontology annotation, cellular component: eukaryotic 48S preinitiation complex; eukaryotic translation initiation factor 2B complex; eukaryotic translation initiation factor 2 complex.